GGUGUAUGAGGAGAGAGUCAAUCAUGGCUGCUUCCUUGAUACGGUGGCUAAGAAGAUUGUACGUCUUCUUGUUGAUAUGUCCAGUCUGUGUCCCAUCCUUCUUGAAUUUAGAGGAGCUGAAUGAGAUGAAAUAUGGGAUUCAAAUUCUGCCCGAUCCUGUCAUCUUGGGGCAGACUAAGACAGAGGAGGUUAUGAUGGUGUCCAGUAAGUACAAGCAGCUGUAUGAGUGCCGACUUCCAGCCCAGGCUGUCCGCUUCCAUCAGGAUCCAGCCUCUGAGCCCGACUCUCAAGGGUACACCGGACCUGACAUCCCAGACCUUCUUAGUCCAAUGCACAAUGCCCAGUGUCUAGUGAAGACGAAGGACUGGUGGACCUAUGAGUUCUGCCACGGUCAGCAUAUCAGACAGUACCACCUCGAAGACACAGAAAUCAAAGGAGACAUUCUCUUCCUAGGUUAUUAUGAAUCUGAAUUUGAUUGGAGCAAUGAAACAGCAAAGGCCUCCAAGCAGCACAGACUGAAGCGCUACCACAGUCAGACCUAUGUAAAUGGAUCUAAGUGCGACCUAAAUGGAAAUCCGAGAGAGACUGAAGUCCGGUUUGUGUGCGAAGAAGGCUCGAGUGAUUACAUCGCCCGAGUGGAUGAGCCUCAGUCAUGCCGCUACGUGCUGACAGUUCACACCAGUCGUACCUGCCAGCAUCCAUUCCUGCGCCCACCGUCCACUGCCAAGCCCCAGGGUAUCGUGUGCCAGCCAGCGCUAAGUGCCCAACAGUACAUGGAUUACGUCAAGGCUCAAGUCUUGGACACAAAGCGUAAAGUAGAGCAGAUCUCAGAGGAGUUGAGGAGUCUGGAUGAGAUGUUGGCUGGUAAUGAAGGGGCAGAUGGAGCAGUGGAAGUGACAGCAGACGAGGCAUCACCUGCACCCAGUGAUGAGCCGGACCAGCCGGACAGAAAAGAUGCUGCUGAUGUUUCUCAGGACGCCGGGUCAGAGGAGGCAGAAGAUUUGGAUUUCUGGGACGGAGUUACAAAGCCAGGGAAUUCAAAAACAACUGUCACUCAACAGGAGCAGGCAGCAGAUGAAGGCUCUAACCCAGUCACAGACAAUGAAGUCAUUGAUGAUGGUGAGGAAGUUGAAAAGUUCAACUUUAAAAUCAUCACCGACCCAGCAGACCUCAUGAAAUUUGUCCAGCAUCUCAAAGAGAGUAACAGGAAGAAAGCACAAAACCAAGUGAAAAGUCAAGGAGAGAAACCAACAAGCGACAGGGUAGUGGAGAAACUCGGUGAAGAAGAGAAAGAUGAUGAUGAACAUUUGCUGCGGGAGUUUGAGGAUGAGAUGUCCGACCUCUCAGUGCCCUCAGAUAAGAUUGAAGAGAUAAAGGAGGAAAUGCAAAAGGAGUUUGACAACAUCAUAAAUGAGGCCCAGCAGGAAUUGGAGACAGAAGGUCUCAAAGGGGAGUUUGAUCGCACACAAGCAACACAGACACUGGAGACGACGCUGGACAAGCUACUUGAUCAUUUGGAAGAGAAAGACGUCCAGGACACAGAGCAGCAAACGGGGGGAGUUCAAAGAGCCAACGACCCAACCAGGGGCAGCCCCAGCCUGGCUCCGAAGCAGCCAGACCAAGCGGCUGACGACCAUGUUAAGAUCAAAAUUACUAAGUAUAAGACGGGCAGCAGCCCUGAUGGUGAGGUCAAAUAUCAGGAGAUGGGCGAAGGAGACCCCCAGUGGCAGCACAUAAAGGACGUGGUUAAAGAACAGCUAGAGAAAGCAGGACUGAAGGCAGAAGGUAAAAUUGAGGUGAAGAUCUUGACACGGAAAAAUGCACAGGAGGCUGGUGAUCAGUGGCUGACUGAAGAGGAUACAAAGUCCUUCAGGGAGCUUCUCAUAAAUCUCCUGACUGGAGGCACAGAAGAGGUUUACAAAGAGCAAAAGAGGCAGCAGGAGUUGGAGAACAACUAUAGGUUUGUGUGGGGAGAGUCCCAGGAGGAGUCCCAGUCAUCCAGCACCUCCGACUCAGACGAUGUGGACAUAUGAGCUCAUUCAGUGCACCUUUUGUGACCGUGAACGCCUGUGGAGACCAGCAGGGAGGGGGACUCUGAAGUGCAGCCGCAAAUUUGAAAAAGAGCCCACACGAUUGAGUUACUGCUAUUAAACCUGGCAGAUGAUAUCAACUCACCUGUUUGCACAUUCAGAAAAUGUGUGUCUUGAAUAGGCAAUAUGUGUCUUCAGUAGACAUCAGUUAUGGUGUUGCACAAUGAUAACUGCAGCAUCUCAGCUGCACUUGUUUGCAGCUGAAUGAAAUUAUGCAUUUUCCCCUUUUUGAUGGGAUUCAGUUUUGAUAGAUGGCUAGAAUAGCCGAGUGAUGUACAAUAUGUACCUUUUCACAAAUAUUUCAGUGAAUUUCACUGAAUAUUUGCAUCUAGUUCUGAAGUUGUCAGCAGCACACUGUGUCCACAGUUAAGUUAUUACUUACCAGUGCAUUUGUCUUAUACAAAGAAAUCCUUACCUUUAAGUGACACAACUGGAGGGAAUUGUGCAUGCCGCAACAAACUGGAUGAGUGUUUGUUCAGGUUGUUUAAUCUACUGAAAUAUAUGAUUGUGUCCGGAUAUGAAAAACAAAGGACAAAUACUCAAGGGUUCACAUUUCAGUUCCCAGUUGUCUUUCUGACAUGCUGCGUUUGGUGACUCUAUUUGUCAGUAAACACAGCUGUAGAUUACAGAAGUGUUUGUACACAUGCUGUGGCACUUUAUAUUUUUAGAAAAAGGUUUUGUAAACUCAUAAUUUUAACAUUGUUUGACAAACAUUUGUGGUUUCCCUUGGGUUGCCAUGUGCUUUUUAAGGGUGUCAAAAAAAAAAACACUUAAAAGAAUGUAGGAAGAUAAAUCUUUUAAAGUGUGUGCUUUGUCUAUGACAAGAACUUCCCCAUAUUUAACCUACCUUAAUUUAGCAAAGGAAAACAAAGAAAGCUACAAUGUCAAUCAGAUUCAGUGUACCAAAAUCCACACACAAAACGUUUUUAAGGAUCCUUCAGAGGUGUACUUAAAAGGGCUGAAUUUGUACAGCUUGUGAAUAAUUGUGGCUGCUCGGGAUUUGAUGUGUACAUAGUUAUUGCGUAAAUAUGUUUUUGAAUUGAUUUGUUGUAAAUUAGCACAAAUUAAGUAUGGCUUGAGUUACCUGACAAAAUGUGUUCAGAUUUGUGACUGUGCAAUCUUGUAUAUGAGACAUAAUUUCACUGUUGGACUGAGUUAUACACAUGUGUUUUUCAGACACAUAGCUGAGGCAUUUGCUCCAAAAGAAGCCAGUGUCCAGUAGCUCAAGAUCAGACAGGUGUGAGCAGAACAAAAGCCUCGGGCAUUGUGGGAGGGUUUAUUUACUUAGCCAGCUGAAUUCCUCUUCCCAAAGAAUUGGUUCCACCCUUCAUGGCCUUUUCUUAUCUGGGGCCUGUAUUACAAGGUGACAUUACAAGGCUCUCUUUGAGCUUAACUCAGGCAUUCCUGUAUGACAGAGCUGGCUCAUUGUUAACUGCCACUUUCACAUGAACACGCUCAUGGCUCGGUAGGAAAACCCAGAGUUAACCAUGCCUGACGAUGCUGGUUAUCUAGGAUCACCGAUGGCAGUCUCUGUGAAGCCAGGUAGCCCAAAGAGAGCCAGACUGUUGGGAGUUUGUGAUGACAGGCCCCAGCCCCAGCAUGCUGCUUGAAGGGGGAAAACGAACUGUUUCAAAACCUUCAAUCUGUCCCUAACACUCACAGGUUUAACAUGUUUCUCUGCAGUAAUCAUUUUGAUCCUCUUCAGCUGCACACGUUCUUUCUAAACAGUGACGACUUACAGUAGAGGCAGAAAAGAUGGAAGUUUAUUACUAUGUUCUUGAAUGGGGGCUAUAAUGCUGUAUUAGGAACACCAUACUGGCUUCUUAGUCUGACAGAGGUCUGUCUUUGCUGCCUUGUAAAUAUAAGUCUUUGAGCACUCUUUGUUCUUUUGAAAUAAAAAAGUACCAUAGGAGUCCUCUGGACAUCAUCCAGCCAUUUAUUUUUUAUGUGCUAAUGUUAAGCACUGCUUUUGUAUUGUUUUCUCAUGCAUUAGAUGGACAUACUGCAAGCCCCCAGGCCUUCAGAGGCCAAGUCCUUCACAUGAUUCCCUCGCAUUGUUAUAAUAAAGAUAUGUGCCAUUCGUGAA
Messenger RNA from Chelmon rostratus (copperband butterflyfish), 4176 nucleotides. It is a transcript of the gene os9, whose product is annotated as OS9 endoplasmic reticulum lectin. Gene Ontology annotation, cellular component: endoplasmic reticulum lumen. Gene Ontology annotation, biological process: endoplasmic reticulum unfolded protein response; retrograde protein transport, ER to cytosol. The transcript has 15 exons. NCBI's taxonomy places the organism in Eukaryota, Metazoa, Chordata, Actinopteri, Chaetodontiformes, Chaetodontidae. The record is from RefSeq and is a predicted model, not a curated record. The coding region runs from base 6 to 2033 and encodes 675 amino acids.